CAGCUUUGCAAUUCAUUUCAUGGCAAGUCAUCUGGUUCCAUCAAGUUGUCAUCUCAGGAUAUUCAAGUACCUGUAAGGUUUUUACAUGCAUAAAGUAUUCCAAUAUAGUUGGGUAAACAGAAGCUUAGUGUUGGAUGGAGGGACCAGGGGAGAACAAUGCCAAAUCCCUAGCCCAGCCCAAUCUGAGAAGAGAGGAGCCUCAGGCUGUGUCAGAAGCCACAAUGUCACAGGCAGUUCAGACAAAUGAAGCACAACUAGUAGGGGAAACAUCAGAACAGGGUUUACAGGAAUUACAAGGAAGAUCUCAGAAGGAAACUACAAAUGAUUUGGAAAUUGUGGCUGCAAAUGUUGAUGAGUGUAAUAACUUUAGGUGUCCAAUUUGCCUGGAUACAUUGAAUAACACCAGGAUUACAAAAUCCUGUUUCCAUCGGUUUUGUAAAGAUUGCAUCAUUACAGCCCUUAGACGUGGCAACAAAGAAUGCCCUGUCUGCAGGAGAAAACUAAUUUCAAAAAGGUCAUUAGAUUCAGACCCUGAAUUUGAUGCACUCAUCAUGAAAAUGCAUUCAAGUGGUAAUGAAAAGGAUGCUUCUCAAGAGAAAACAUUAAGCAGGAAGAAGAAGUAUAAAACCCAGCAAGCACUCAGUGUCAACAUUGAAAAGGGAAAGGAGAUGGACACCAUCAACAGUGUCCAGCCAGGAGAGGAGAAACAGAGUAAAACUAGUACUGGAUGGAAAGGUAAUCAUGAUAGUUCACCCUGCAAUAAUACAUCUACACACAGCAGUGAUGAAGCAGGUCCCAGUAACAAAAAGGCCAAAACAUCUGGGCUUGAACAUGAUAGUACGGAUGCUAUAGUCACCUAUGAUGAUGCAGUGACCGAUGGGGCUAGUGAACUUGAAUCCAGUCUUCAUCCAACACUUACAGGAAAAAAUGACCCUGCACAGACAGGAUUAACAAAGACAUCAGGUGAACUUGAAAAACCAAGAAUUUAAAGCCAGUGAAGACCUUGUGUGGUGAUUUACCAUUCUUGGGUAACAAACACCAUGUAACCAGCGGCCGCUGCCUCUGCCCAUCAAUAUGUUCAAGUCUCUAGCCAUUAUAUUUUACUCAUGAUGAAGGGCCA
Peromyscus leucopus (white-footed mouse) is the source of this 1120-nucleotide messenger RNA. RefSeq names its product E3 ubiquitin-protein ligase RING2-like. The record is from RefSeq and is a predicted model, not a curated record. The transcript is spliced from 4 exons. NCBI's taxonomy places the organism in Eukaryota, Metazoa, Chordata, Mammalia, Rodentia, Cricetidae. Gene Ontology annotation, cellular component: ubiquitin ligase complex; PcG protein complex. Gene Ontology annotation, molecular function: chromatin binding; ubiquitin protein ligase activity. The coding region runs from base 135 to 989 and encodes 284 amino acids.